Acytostelium subglobosum LB1 is the source of this 1773-nucleotide messenger RNA. RefSeq lists its product as hypothetical. Bases 1 to 1773 code for a protein of 590 amino acids. The record is from RefSeq and is a predicted model, not a curated record. Gene Ontology annotation, molecular function: zinc ion binding; nucleic acid binding; ubiquitin protein ligase activity. NCBI's taxonomy places the organism in Eukaryota, Evosea, Eumycetozoa, Acytosteliales, Acytosteliaceae. Gene Ontology annotation, cellular component: cytoplasm. Gene Ontology annotation, biological process: Ras protein signal transduction; protein ubiquitination. The transcript has 2 exons.
AUGAAGCCAUCUGCAAUAUCUUCAACAACAACAUCAUCAUCAUCAUCAUCGUCUACAGUGAACAUACCUAUACCUCUUGUGGCCACUGUCAUUUCAACAUCACCUACGUCACCAAACAAAGUUACAUCGACCAGUGGUUCAGGCUCACCUCUCUCCCUAUCAUUAUCAACAUUGGCAGCCAGUGGAGAUGGUGGAAGUAGUAGUGGUAUAAGUGGUCCAUCAUCAUCAUCAUCAUCGUCGUCAUCAUUAUCAAAGAAACAACAACAAUUACUUGUACCAUCAUCAAUCAUUCGAGAAGACACAAACAACAACAACAAUAACAAUGAUCAAGAUAAUAACAAUAACAACAAUGCCAGUGGAAGUGGAAGUGGCAGUGGCAGUGGCAGUGGAAGUGGAAGUGGAAAUAGACCAAGGAUCAAACUGUCUGGUGGCAGUCCAGGCACAAUACAACAAGCAAACAGUUGCAUACCAUUCUUCUUUGGCAACCCUCGUAUCGAAGUGACCGAAGGUGUCAUCCACCUCUUUGUCAACUCUGAAUUAUCCAAGCUACAACAGAACACUUCAUUUUGUAACCUACCCACCACACGAAGUAACAUUAUAUGUAUAGAAUCAAUACCAUCUUAUGUAUCUAUACCUGACUUGAUACAUUACUUUAACAAUGGAAUCGAGUCGAUAUCGGAUAUGAAGGUGAUUCGGGACGCUUCACCCAAUCGAUAUAUGGUGUUGUUGCGCUUCCACGAUCAGCCGCACGCCGACGAGUUCUAUCAAUUGUACAAUGGCAAGCAGUUCAACUCGUUCGAGCCAGAGACUUGUAUAUUGAUGUUUGUGGCCAAGGUCGAGUACUGCUCGCCGUCCAACCAGCUGCUGCUACCGGCACCUGGUGGCACGAUCGAGCUGCCGACAUGCCCCGUGUGCCUCGAGCGCCUGGACUCGUCGACCACGGGCAUCGUCACGGUGCUCUGCCAUCACACAUUUCACUGCGACUGUCUGGCCAAGUGGCGCGGCGACAACACCUGUCCGGUGUGCCGCUACGUGCAGAUCCCCGAAGUCGAGGCGAACAAUGUGUGCGCCGAGUGCAACUCGACCGAGUCGCUCUGGAUCUGCAUCAUCUGUGGCAACGUCGGAUGCUCGCGAUACGUCAACUCUCACGCCAACCAUCAUUACGAGCAGACGAUGCAUACAUACGCACUAGAGCUAGAGACACAGCGUGUAUGGGACUAUGCCGGCGAUGGCUAUGUCCACCGACUUAUCCAGAACCGUGCCGAUGGCAAGGUGCUUGAGCUACCCAACCCACACGCCAGCUCGGACGCACGCACCGGCUCGCAUCUCAAGGAGGAGAAGAUCGAGUCGAUCGCCAUGGAGUACAACUUUUUGUUGACCAGCCAGCUGGAGCAGCAGCGCGCAUACUUUGAGCAGCAGCUGGCAAGGAUCGAGAAGGAAGCCAUCCACAGCACGAGCGUAAUGAAGGAGGAGAUGGAUAGGAUCAACAACAGGUGGCAGAGCAAGUGUCAGCGACUGAAACAAAAGAUGGACGAGAUGGACAAGGAGACCAAGUUCCUGCGACAGAUCAACGAUGCCAUGCGUGAGAAGCAGGACAAGUUCAAAGAGAUGGAAGGGGACAAGGAACAAAAGAUCAUCGAACUAUCCGAAGAGCUACGAGACAUGCGAUUCUUUAUCGGUGCACAAAAGACCAUUGGAGAGAAUAGUGAGAUGAAGGAUGCUUCACUCUUUGUUCCAGCGCCAAUCAAGAAGAAGAACAAUAAAAAGAAGUGA